UCCGCUGCAGGAGGGGUUGCACGGCGUGGUGCGGGCGUUCUCGCAGAUUCCCCCCGCCUUGGGGCCCGCAGCGAGUCAUCCAGAGUCGGAGCCCUCGUGUGGGGUCGGGGUGUGUGCGAGGCGGUGCGGGCGGCCCCGGGGCGGCUUGACUGGGCCCAGCCCGUGGUGAGGGGGUGCGGCGGCCUCUGCGGGUGCGGUUGGUCAGGAGCACAGGGGACAGCGGCGGUGGAUUCAGUCAGCGCAGCAGCGGUCUAACAUGUUUUCUUUCUAAGCCGAGGAACGUUUUAACAUGACAAUGCAUUUACUCCCGGCUGCAGCUUUUCACCAGCAGCCCUUAAAGAGUGCACAAAGGAUUGGCGUUCAUUACAGGUGGGGAGCCCCAAGCAGGUUAAGUUGGUAUAUUAGCCAGAAACUUAACCUAGGUUUUGGUGUAAGAGAGUAAGAAAUGAUUUUUUUGCAACAGUUUUGUUAGUGGGCAUGAAUAAAACUCUGUAGAAGAUCGGGGAGAAGGCAAUGCGUAAUCAAAAUAUGAAAUAUGAAAAGGAGGAUGACACGACUCGAUAGGGAAAGCUGUAUAUGCGAGGUGUUAGGCAAAAGGAAUCAGCCAGGUACAAAUGCAGGCUGGAGGAGAUGCCUCCCAAACGCUCUUUGUUGGAAACAAAGUCUAGGUUAUUGCAAACAAGGUGGCAAUGUUGUCUGUAGUAGCUUUAAAGCUUUUAAAAAUUCUUGAAUUUCCACAAAUUAAAUGCAUUUAGUAGCAGUGUGAACAACCGGCAUAGAUUUUAUAUCAUCAUAGCUUGCAUAGAUCAGGAGUUCACAUUUCAUAAAUGACAGGAAAUUGAAAUUGUGUUUACAGAAUAAUUAGGAAAAAGAAAAAAAAAGGUAUUUUAGUAACAUGAAGAGAGAGAGAAAGGAAAAAACAGAAUGAAAGAAGGGGAGAGGGGAGCUGGCAGAAUUGUUCCCUUCCAAGACAUAAGACAUUUGAUUCUUCAGUACCUGAUUCAAGUAGAUGGUGUGUUACAAUACACGAAAUUUUGCCAAAAGAAGUGGAAUGCUUACCUUCUUGAUGCACCUAGGACAUCAGUGAAUAGAAAUUAUAUUAAUGCACUGCUAAUAUUUCAAAAUGACUCCAUCUUAGAGGUCUUCCAGAUUUUUUUCUAUCUCUUUACAGUGCCCCUCCAAUGAUUAAACGCAUAUAUAUUUUUAUUUCCUUCCUUAUGAAGGAAUUCUGGUGACACUCCAUUCCUAUCCAGGAAGAACGAGAGUUAUUUUUUCUUUCUAAAACUGUCGGACUGCCCACAGAUCAGAUCUGAGAGACUCAACGUUAACAUGGGGCAAGUUUGGUUAGCAGUCGUCCAUGUUAUUGAGGACAUAAUCAGAAAGCAGAGGUGACUGCAUACAUGUAACCAGUAUGAUUGUAGGUGGUUUGCUUGGUAACUUUUCUGUGAAUUUCCUGCUCAUCACUCCUCCAGUAUUAUUUCUCUCCCUUACUAGGGCACCUUCCUUACUUCCUUUCCUUCUGCUAAUAGCUGCCAACUACUCACUUCAUAAUUAUAAACAGAAAUUAAGCUGACAGAGUUUUACAUCGUGGGAGUGAAAGGGAACCUUAUCUGAGUUGUACUAGUUAUUUAACUGGUCUUGCAGCAAGGCAAGAAAAAACUCAUUAAUUCUACUGAGAUUAUCCAGAUGUGUGCAUAAGUAAUCUUUUGUUUGUUACACAACCUUUGCUACCACAUCUGACUGCAAAUGUGAAAAUAUGCAGAGCACUGGUGUUGUCUUAGUAUAACAUAGUUUGCCUUCUGGCCAAGCUUGGUUUUAUUAUCUAUUCCAAAGAAACAAAAACGUGCCUAAUACAGUACAUUUGGGAAGUUGGUGAGCCUAUGGUGAAUCAAGAAUACAAUUUGUUCUCACGCUGGGUAAGUACUAAGAAUGAGGCUUAAGUCGAAUUCUUUUCUCACGGCAUGCUAUCUUAGCAGCACUGUUCUGUCUGCUUUUCCUAACAGGAUAACUGGUGGUGGAGAGCCGUAUGCAGGCAAGCUACAGGGACUGAAUGUUUAAGUACCCGUGUGUCACUAGUGUCGCCUACACAGCUCAGGCAGAUGAGAAGACAGUCCCUGGUACUCCUACAGAUGCUAACUCCAGAGCCUUAUUGGUUUGCAGUGGACCUUUAGAACAUUAUGACUUUCUGAUUAAGCAAAAAGAGCUGAAAAAUGAUGAGCAUCAAAGAAGAGUUGUGCAGCACCUGCAGAAGUUGCACGAGAGCCUUAAAGGCUACAGCAUCAGUUCAAAAAAUCUUCUCUCAAAGUUCUUUGCAAAAAACACCCCCCCAAAAGGUCUUUAUGUCUAUGGAGAUGUUGGCACAGGAAAGACAAUGGUGAUGGACAUGUUCUAUUCUCACUUAGAAGUAGAAAAGAAAAAGAGAGUCCAUUUUCAUGGCUUCAUGCUAGAUGUACAUCAGAGAAUACAUCGCCUUAAGCAGAGCUUGCCAAAAAGAAAGGCAGGAUUUAUGGCCAAGUCAUAUGACCCAAUUGCACCAGUAGCAGAGGAAAUAAGUGGAGAGGCUGCUCUCUUGUGUUUUGAUGAAUUUCAGGUCACUGACAUUGCUGAUGCCAUGAUUCUGAAGCAGCUUUUUGAAAAUCUGUUCCAAAAUGGGGUUGUCGUUGUGGCAACAUCUAACAGGCCUCCAGAAGAUCUCUAUAAAAAUGGUCUUCAGAGAGCUAAUUUUGUACCAUUCAUUGCUGUGCUGAAGAAGUACUGCAGCACAGUCCAGCUUGAUUCUGGAAUAGACUACAGGAAACGAGUGCUUCCUGCUGCUGGAAAACUUUACUACCUCACAAGUGAAGCUGAUGUGGAGGCUGUCAUGGAUAAGUUGUUUGAUGAGCUGGCUCAGAAACAAAAUGAUUUAACUAGACCAAGGAUUCUAAAAGUGCAAGGCAGAGAGCUGAGGCUGAAUAAAGCGUGUGGAACCAUUGCAGACUUCACGUUUGAAGAGCUGUGUGACAGACCUCUUGGAGCCAGUGACUAUUUGGAAAUAUCAAAGCACUUUGACACAGUCUUUGUUCGUGACAUACCGCUUCUUACAAUGGCAAAAAGGACACAAGCUCGUCGCUUCAUUACUCUUAUUGAUACCUUUUAUGAGCAUAAGGUGCGUAUUAUUUGUUCUGCAGUGACUCCUCUCCAAAGCUUGUUCCUGGUAGAACAUGAUAGUGGUGAGGUAGAGAACAACAGAGUCUUGAUGGACGAUCUGGACUUGAGCCAGGAUUCUGCCAAAGGACUCGCCAUGUUCACAGGAGAAGAGGAAAUCUUUGCCUUUCAGCGUACUGUCUCGCGGCUCACAGAAAUGCAAACUGAACAGUACUGGAAAGAUGGGGACAGAAGCAAAAAUAUGUUAUAAUUAAAAGUUGAAUAAAAUCACCAAGAAGUAAAACUACAGAAUGGGAAGGAUUUUUAGCACAACUGAAAUAAUAAUUGCACUUUAUCAUCUGGACCAUGUUUUCUUUUAUCAGUUGUUUUUUGCGCUUAAGAAACGAGGACUUGAUUGUUUUUCAGUACCACCAGUGCGUGGACAUGUGAAAUUUUGCCUUAAUUUUCUUUUCUGUAAAAUACAAUUUUGAUGUUCAGGAAGUUUAAGGAGAUUAGAAUUUUGCUGGAGAAUUGGACUAGAGACAAAGUUAAUGGGCUGUUCAGGGUUCACAGUAGAUUUAGAAUGUCACAUGAAGAGGGCACUUCAUGGUUCAUGUACUGCUUCUGUCAUGUACAAUGCAGUUGGCAAAAAAGAAAAAUCAAAUGCUGUCUUUAUGAAACUCCUGAUACUGAAUAGGUCCCUGAUAGAAUUCUGGAAGUGCUCUGUUGUGUAUUCUGUUGUGGGUUUAUUUUCCCCCUAUUUUCUGUGUGUAGCCAUCUGCUGACUUUUCAGGCUUUAGGUUUCCAGUAGUCAGCUUGUUGCUCAGUUUGGUUCAUCGUAAACUAAUGGUUUGAGCCAAGUGAGAACCCUGAGGAGGAGGUUGAAGGUGCUUGAAACUGCACACAGUUAAAACCAAGGUGUUUUAACUGCAGGAUUUAGAUUACCAAGGUAAUCAUGAAUGGGAAAAGAAACUAUGACAGGGAAGCUAUGACAGGACAGCGUGUACUGUAACAUGUAAGUGCAAGUUAAUACUUUCUAAAUUUUGCAGUUCUUGCAUGCCUGGAUAUGCUGCCUUUACACCAGUGUUAUAUAUCUACCCUGAAUUUUCUCAGGCUUUGUCUAUACCAAACCUGAUAUUGCUUCUAGCACACCUGCUCUCAUCUGGGGAGCGUGAUCCUGCCCCUCUGCUCUGCUAUUGUGAGACCCCACUUGGAGUACUGUGUACAGUUCUGGUGUCCUCAACAUAAGGAGGACAUGGAGCUGUUGGAACGAGUCCAGAGGAGGGCCACAAGGAUGAUAAGAGGGCUGGAGCACCUCCCGUAUGAAGACAGGCUGAGAGAGUUGGGGCUGUUCAGGCUGGAGAAGAGAAGGCUGCGUGGAGACCUCAUAGAAGCCUUCCAGUAUCUGAAGGGGGCCUACAAGGAUGCUGGGGAGGGACUCUUCCUUAGGGACUGUAAUGGCUUCAAACUUAAACAGAGGAAGCUUAGGUUAGAUACAAGGAAGAAGUUCUUUACAGUGAGGGUGGUGAGGCACUGGAAUGGGUUGCCCAAGGAAGUUGUGAAUACUCCAUCCCUGGCGGUGUUCAAGGCCAGGUUGGACAGAGCCUUGAGCGACAUGGUUUAGUGCGAGGUGUCCCUGCCCAUGGCAGGGGGGUUGGAACUAGAUGAUCUUAAGGUCCUUUCCAACUUCUGUGAUUCUAUGAUGUUUGGGUUUAAUUUAACUGAAACAAAAUACUGUAUUGUGCUUAUUGACUUACAGUGCAUUUUUAUAAAAGGCCAUUUUAAUAACAUAGUUAGAACCCCCGAAGAUGGAAAAAUAUUAUGCAGAUGGACUGAAAAGAUGGCCCUAAUUGCUUAGGGAGGAGAUACGUAACACACUGUCCCCAGAUUUGAGGGGUUUUCUUGGACUUUGCAACAUGACCUUUUUCUUGUACUGUAUCUGUUACCAAAAAUAUUCUUCUCUGCCUUUGUUUAGCCUGGUUGAAUUGUUUCAGUUGUAGCCCUCCAUCACAAUUACAGAAAGCUUUUAAAAGGGAUUUUUGGGGGGCAGGGAAGACUGGAAAGGUCCUGUGCACUUGCAUGUGUUUUGAGAAUACAGAUGGUUUGGAGCCAUGUGCUCAAGUCUGGUUUUCUGUUCUGACCACUUCUGUUUGUCCUGGAAGUUACUUACAGUGGCUAUACCUGUUCUUCAAAGAAUUUUUAAAACCCGUAUUUGUAGUUUACAACUUAUGCAACUAUGUUGUUAUUCCCACAAGUGUGACUACCAUGGAGAAUUUUAAUGUGUAUUUAUGAAAACCCCAAUCAGAAUACAUUGCUUAUACUGCAUGAGCAAUGACUAUCUGAAUAAUGGAUGUAUAUUUUCAGAGAUUUGUAUUCGGUUUCUCAACAGAGGGACUAUUGAGAUUCCUGCAUGUGUGUCUGUGUAUGUACACACACUUAUUAUAUACAUAUAUAUAAAUAUAGAUAAAACUAAUUUAUAUAACUUAAGUGUGUGUGGUUCUAUGUUUAUACAUGCCAAUCUAUACUCAUGAGCCUGGGACUGUGCUGAGUCUGUCACUAGGGCAGGAUGCACAGCACUGGGCAUGUCUUGGCCCAGAGUGGUGCACCACCUCCAGUCCUGUAGGUGAUUCCAGCAGUCCUGUCCCCUGCUGCCUGGCCUGCUCCUGACUGCUGUGAGACAGCACAGUGGUCCAUGACUUUUUAUUACCACAUUAAGAUGUUGUAUUUGCCAAAAUGUAAACAGUGAGAUGCCUGUGAAUAAACUACGCACACUCCUUAAUGGCCUUAAAAUUGCUGGAUUUAUGCUGGAUGCUUCUAUCCCAAGAUCAAAUAUUGGCUUUUUAGGUUUUUCUUGACUUGUAAAUUCAUGUCAUCUAGGAUCUGCAACAAGUUUUUAUUUCCCUUUUAGUCAUUCAGCAAACAUUAUUGCCAAGUUAAUUUUAAAAGUAAUUUUGAGUAAUCCUAUUGAUGUGGUAUUAUAUUUUGCUGUCACAGGAAGUAAAAUCCUUGUCAUUAUGGACCAUGUGAAAUGUUUCAUGUUGGUUUGUAAAGGCCACAUCCUGGCUAAGAACCUCUCAGCUAACUUGUUUCAAAUACUUGAUUGACAAAGGAAUGUUCUCAGUGCCUGAAAAUUUAAAUUACAGCUUCUGUGAGUAUAGUUACUUUAUCCAUACAAACAUUUUAUCUUUAAAGCUGUAUUUUCAUUUUGCAUUCUUGUGCAGUAGCUCUUACUUAUCUUUUUUAAUAAAUAAUGCAGUUCUGUCUUUCAAAGUCACUGGUUUUCAGUAUUUACCUUUACACAGAUCGAGGGAACAAUUACAGUAUUUUGGGUAUAACAAGACAGCCUUCCAAAGGUCUUUGGAGGGAUCAGAGAUGAGCUUCUUGUUGUUGUUGCUUUUGAUCUAAAAAGGAAAACCAUUAAUGGCUUUUUUUUGAGUAAAGGUGAUCAUAAUGACACUAUAGCUGGAUAGAUGUCACCUAUUUUGAAGCAGUUUAAACAUGGAAAAAAAAACCUGACUGAGUUUCAAACAGUGCUCUUCAUGGUCACCAGCCAUCUAACAAGGAGGAAGAACAGUCUCUCCAUCAGGGCCUGUCUAAGAGGAUCAAGAUCCAGGAGGUUUCUUUCUGCAGUUACCUGUAUCUGAAUACUCCUGGUGACUCAGUUUCCCUGUUGAUAAAACGGGAAUGACGUUACUUUCUGAUUUGCUGACACUGGAGUGCUGCCAGGCUUCACUCAUUAAUAUUCUAAGCUGCUUGCUGAGGCUCCGGGAUGAAAAUACUUCAGUAAAGUAUGUAAAUAGUGCAAAAAAUAAUUUAGCUACUCAAAGUGGAUUAGUUUCCUUGUUUGGGUUACAGAAUUAUUGCCAUCAACUACACACCACGUGCCUCUUUCCUGUGAGGAUUUUUUUUUUUAAUAAAGCAUCUAUUUUAAAGAAAAAAAUAUAAUCUAAGGUUUAUGAUUCAAACCCUAACCAAGUCAUGUAGUUUUUCUUCUACCUGUAGCAACACAUUUCCUGUGUGAUUCAUUACAACUUUAGCUCCUGUACUUGUGAACUACAGCAGCUUUGUAAAUUCUGUUGGGAUUUUCCUUGUAUACUGAGAAUUAUUUUUUUAAAAAUAUAUCAUUUUGAGUAAUAUAUAGCGAACUGAAUACUUAAAUCUUUCCGUUAUUUGAGAAUAAUUUAUGUUGUAAUAAAGAAAAAUUAAUAAAUCCAGAUUUUAUAAGCAUUUCACUUAUCAUUCGUGCUAUUUUUACAUAAGUGUUCUGAAAAGAAAGGCCUUCUGUUAAUGACUUGGUGAGAUUUAGGGUUUUUUAUCUGUGUACCCAGGGUACAAACCUGGACUGGCAGCACUGCCGGUUUCUGGGCACUCAGUUGCCUGGAUGAGCCAUAGCACCACAGGCCAUUGCCCAACAUGUGGCUCAGCCUUUAGUAGGUGUAUCCAGGGCUUGUGAGAAAGGUCCUCCUCCUCCACACGCAGUUUAGACUUGUCCUCCUCAGUUACUGCUGCCGGCAGCCCCCAUUUUGGGGUUUGGAACCCUUUUUUCCACCUGACUCUUUUCUCCAGCAACUUGAGGGUGAGGCGCUGCAGCUUGAGUGCAAACCACAAUUAAAGUGCUCUUUUUUUUCCUGUUAAUUUGGGAUUCUUACUGUUCAAGAUGUGCUUUUGCUGACAGCUAAUUAGUGCUGUGGUUAGUUGUUACAGGUUCUGCGCAGCUUGGAAAAGUGCCCCUGGGAAGAAGUUAGUUAACACUUGGGCAGGCAGAGAAGUCCCUGCCCUGAUGGGCUGGGAGGGUCACUGCAGCCCCCAGUGCAGGUGCCCUCAUGCAGCACCUCUUAGUGUUGGGAAUGGGAGAGCAAGGCUCAGUGUGACACUUCUUCACCCAUGCCAGUGGCAGAGGGUCAACAGUCCUUUACAGUUUGGGCUUGAGAAACCAGUGGUGUAAAAUUUUCUAGGAGGGGUUAAAUUUUGGGGCUAUUUCUAUGCCUUCUGCUGGAAACAUUCAGUCUCUCCAUUUCUUGCAGAGAGUCAUUGUCAUAUUGAGUAUCAAGCUGUGGCCAACUUGCUCCAGUAUCUUGCCUGCAGCAGUAUGAUAUCCAGUGUUUGAGAAGAGCAUCCAGAAAAUUUCUUAAUACCCCCCCAGUACAGAUUUGCAGAGGUUUGUGGAGCAGGAGGCUGUAUCCUCAGAAUGGCUGCAUGCCUUGUUACUUACGUAAACACUGGAUCUUUCUCCAGGCUCAUUUAAAUCUUUUUUUUUCCCCUCAAGCACCCUGCUGCAGUGAGACGUCAGGGUCUAGUUAUUUUGCUCAAAGAACAGCCCCUUUACGUACUUUGCUGCCUCUUCCGAAAUACUUCAAGAACAGAUGCAGCCAAUCUGCCUUUGCAGUUUUGUUUGUCCAAUGGAUGUUUCUCUCCUAUCCUUCUGAUCCAUUUCCUCCCAGAGAUGAGCAAUCCCCAAUGUGUCCAUCUCUUAUCAGAGACGAGUGCUGCUCGUCUUGGGACAUUCAUCUUUUCCUGUUGUUCUGCAACCUCAUUUCUGAUGUUGGUUUGUGUGUGUCUCUGCUUCCCAAGACCCCUGGGCUUGGAGUUUCCUGCUGCUUCGCUUUGGGCCUCGAGAGCUCUGGCACAUAUGAAAUACAGGGUGUGGGGCCUGGGGGUGCAUCUGUGUCCCUGCAGAAAGGGAGAUGUUUUCUGACCCCUGGGUUGGGGCAGCGCCUGCGGUUGCCUUUCUGUCCACCGAGAAGAAGGACUUGCAGCGGCAGUGCCUUGCGCGAGAGUAGAGGGAGGAUGGAGCAGAUGGAGGAUGCAGGCCACUUGCUCCCUCUCCAGCCUUCUGCAUUCUCCACAUAUUUGUAAAACAA
This is a messenger RNA of Strigops habroptila (Kakapo), 8984 nucleotides long. RefSeq names its product AFG1 like ATPase (gene AFG1L). The coding region runs from base 2051 to 3394 and encodes 447 amino acids. Gene Ontology annotation, molecular function: ATP hydrolysis activity; ATP binding. Gene Ontology annotation, cellular component: cytoplasm; mitochondrion. The transcript has 13 exons. The record is from RefSeq and is a predicted model, not a curated record. NCBI's taxonomy places the organism in Eukaryota, Metazoa, Chordata, Aves, Psittaciformes, Psittacidae.